This is a messenger RNA of Pomacea canaliculata, 1684 nucleotides long. Its product is annotated as probable G-protein coupled receptor 139. The record is from RefSeq and is a predicted model, not a curated record. Gene Ontology annotation, cellular component: membrane. Gene Ontology annotation, molecular function: G protein-coupled peptide receptor activity. NCBI's taxonomy places the organism in Eukaryota, Metazoa, Mollusca, Gastropoda, Architaenioglossa, Ampullariidae. Gene Ontology annotation, biological process: G protein-coupled receptor signaling pathway.
GUCUAGGGUUCGUGGUCAAACCAGUAGUCUAGGGUCGAGAAUUGAAGUGCAUGUUCUUUAUCGAAGUUCCAUCACGGAGUCGCAGACGUGGCUGCAGCUUGAGAACAGACGACAUGAUGGAGUGUGCUAAAAACUUUACGCUGUCGGUCGACAAGUUUUACCAUUGCUAUUGGAACAUCCACGGUUAUGUCAGCCUCACCAUCUGCAUCUGGGGCCUGAUCACCAAUGUCAUCAACAUCAGCGUCCUGACGAAGAAGUCGAUGAGAAGCCCUAUCAACUGUAUUCUGACAGGAAUAGCGAUCUCAGACAUGAUCACCAUGUCAAGCUACAUCCCCUUCGCUGUACAUUUUUACCUCCUCAACGACAAAGACUUCACCCCGAGCCGCAACACUUACGGCUGGAUGGUUUUCCUAGCCGUGCACAUGAACAUCACGGUGACCUCGCACACGGCCUCCAUCUGGAUGGGAGUCAUCAUGGCGAUCAUGCGUUUUCAUCGUGAGACCGACGGGCCGGGGCGCCAAGAAUCUGGACUGCCGCUUCGCCCUCUUGGCUGUGGUGUGCACCUUCCUGGGCUCCGCGGCCCUCGUGAUCCCCAACUGCCUCAUCACGAGGGUAGAGCUGUACCCAACGAGACCUUGUGGACCAUCCAGAUGCCGGAAGUGGGCACCAACAACACCGACUCUAUCGCUGUGCUGACCUACCUCGUCUACCCAAUCUGUGGAAAGAUCAUCCCGGUGAUGCUCAUCUCCAUCUUCGGGGGUCUGCUGCUGCAGACCCUGCGGGAGACGGAUCGGCGGGGCCGACGCCUGAAGGGAGAUACUAACUGUGGCCCCGCGCACAACCAGAACCGCCGCACGACCAUCAUGCUGCUGUGCAUCAUCUUCAUGUACGUCAUCUCCGAGGUGCCGCAGAGUGUGAUCCUCAUCAUGUGCGUGGCCGUGCAGGGCUUCUUCCGCAACGUCUACUUGCCGGUCAGCGACCUCAUCGACACCAUCGCUCUGCUUAACAGCGCCGUCAACUUCAUCAUGUACUGCACCAUGAGCAGGCAGUUCCGCAACUGCCUCAAGGACUCCCUGCGCGCAUGCGUCAAGGGGUGCACCGGCAACGGGUUUAAGCAGGUCCCGUGCGACACCGUUCCGACCAGUGUAUGAAGUUGGCAGAUCUGACCGAAACACUCGUUAUUGGUGAGAAUGAAUGAAAUGUUUCGUGAUGAAUGUGACUGGUUUCUACAUGCCAUGUUGAAUGGUCAUUAAAAAAACUGCACUCUUUAUGGGUGUUUUACUUGUUUUUUCAAAAACAUCCUAAAACAAGAUAAACGUUUAGUGCUCACGAAAAACGGCGGAGUUCACCACUUUUUCUUCUAGUGAACAAAGAGCUGUUUCCAGUAAACUGAUGUCUCUUCUGUGAAAUCCAUGCCACUCCUUCUUGAACUAUGGACGGUUUGGUUACGUUGUUGAAGAUGAAAAUCAUGAUCUCUUCCACGAAGACAGUGUGGGUUUAAUAUUAAUGAGUCGUUGUUAUGUAGGAAGACUGAGCUUGACGAGGUUUGUGGUUGUCCAACAGUAAUAAAGCGAUUUCAGUAUUCGAUAAAAACUGUGCUUCGACGACUACACUUUUCUAGAAGAUUUGGACAUUGCUUGAAGUCAGCGAACAAGAUCUCUGAACACUAAUAACUUUACUUCAG